AGUUCGCUUUGACAUAAGUGAAGUUAGUAACGAUCUUAAAAAUGGCAGGUAUGGGGCAAUGUGAAACUGAAGGUUGUUCGAAUCCUGCCAAAUUGCAAUGUCCUACUUGUAUAAAGUUAGGAAUUACGGGAUCAUUUUUCUGUUCCCAAGAUUGUUUCAAAAAUAACUGGAAAACUCACAAGAUCAUUCAUUCUUUAGCUAAAGGAGAAAAUAUAGAUGGAAAAAAAGAUACUGCUUACAAUCCAUGGCCAAACUAUACAUUUACAGGUAAGUUAAGGCCUUUCCCUCAAACUAAUAAAAGAACCGUACCACCCCAUAUCCAAAGGCCUGAUUAUGCAGAUCAUCCCCAAGGUUUCCCAUUAAGCGAACAAGCAGUUAAGGGUUCCGGGGUCAUAAAAAUACUAGACGACGAGGAAAUUGAAGGGAUGAAAGUAGCCGGGAAAUUAGGUAGAGAAGUUCUAGAUGAGGCUGCAAGAGUAUGUGAUGUAGGGGUUACUACGGACGAAAUUGACAGGAUUGUACACGAAGCUUGUAUAGAAAGAGAAUGUUACCCUUCUCCCCUCAAUUACUACGAGUUUCCAGCUUCGUGCUGUACGUCCGUCAACGAAGUGAUUUGUCACGGUAUUCCUGAUAUUAGACAACUACAAGAUGGAGAUCUGUGUAAUGUUGAUGUUACCGUCUACCACAGGGGAUUCCAUGGUGAUUUGAAUGAGACUUUCUUUGUUGGAAAUGUCAGUGAAAAGCACAAGAAUUUAGUGAAGGUCACCCACGAAUGCUUAACGAAAGCAAUAGAAAUAGUGAAACCGGGUGAAAAAUACCGAGAAAUUGGUAACGUAAUACAGAAGCACGCCCAAGCUAAUGGAUAUUCAGUGGUAAGAAGUUAUUGCGGUCACGGUAUACACAGAUUAUUUCACACGACCCCGAACGUGCCUCACUACGCUAAAAAUCGAGCCGUCGGAGUGAUGAAACCUGGUCAUUGCUUCACCAUCGAGCCGAUGAUAUCGGAGGGAACGUGGAGAGAUGAAAUAUGGCCGGAUAAGUGGACGGCCGUCACCGCAGACGGUCAAUGGUCCGCCCAAUUCGAACAAACUCUGUUAGUCAACGAAACCGGAUGUCAAAUAUUGACGCGCAGAAGAGACAACAACGGACAACCUCACUUUAUGGAUAAAAUACCCGCCUAGUGUUAUUGUUUGUAAAGAAAAUAUUCAGCAUUAAAUUAGUUUAUCAUAUAUU
Diorhabda sublineata is the source of this 1233-nucleotide messenger RNA. RefSeq names its product methionine aminopeptidase 1. Lineage: Eukaryota; Metazoa; Arthropoda; Insecta; Coleoptera; Chrysomelidae. Gene Ontology annotation, biological process: proteolysis. Bases 42 to 1181 code for a protein of 379 amino acids. Gene Ontology annotation, molecular function: metalloaminopeptidase activity. The transcript has 5 exons. The record is from RefSeq and is a predicted model, not a curated record.